This is a messenger RNA of Ectocarpus sp. CCAP 1310/34, 883 nucleotides long. The record is from the annotation of a GenBank genome assembly. Lineage: Eukaryota; Phaeophyceae; Ectocarpales; Ectocarpaceae.
UUGGGUGAGAAGAGAAAAGGCCCUUGCGAGCGACACAGAGCGAGCAUCAGCCUCGGUCACACCACUAUACGCACUCUUCAUUGCCGUGGCAGGUGAAAAUUGCAAAGGGCUUCGGACCGUUUCGCACUCAAGCCAGGGACUUAUUCCAGUAUACACGGCCAGCAGCGUUACAGCAACACAGCACCCGGGCUCGGCGAUAACGGGCGAACGAAGCAAUCGCCAGCACCAGCAGGAUGGUGUCUGAUAACAGACAAAUAGGAAUGGGCUUGCUGGCACUUGGCGGGAUAUUCCUGCUGCUCGGGGUGAUGAUGUUAUUCGAUCCUGGACUGCUGGCAAUCGGCGACGUGCUUUUCCUGGCAGGAAUAACAAUGACCAUCGGAACGAGGCGAACAUUCGUUUUCUUCUUCAAGCGGAAACAAGCACGGGGCAAUUUAUGCUUCUUCGGCGGGGUCGUGCUCGUUUUCCUCAACUGGGCGGUUAUUGGGAUGGGAUUCCAGGUGGUUGGUUUUCUCAACCUGUUCGGGCCGUUCAUUCCCAUCGCGGUCCAAGCAUUGCGAGGAACGCCCGUGGUCGGCAACCUCCUCAACCUUCCGGUUGUUUCCUCGUUGGUGGACAAGCUCGCGGGCUCUAGCAGUAGGGGGAGACGAGCGCCUGUGUAGUUAUAUAGGUUACUGAGUUUGUGCGGAAGGGGCGCCUACGUGUACCGAUAUUGUUGAGUGUGUGUUGAUGGUGUUCUUUUUUUAACCCUUUAGUUAGUUGUUGCGUGCCCAGCUUGUGCGAUAUUAUUGUGGCAGCGAACAAAGCGGAGAUUCUGGCCAUGUGUUGUGCAUAAACUUCGUUCGGCCAAUGAUAUUUUUUGCGUAUCGCCUACUCGUUAAUGCGG